This is a messenger RNA of Leptosia nina, 528 nucleotides long. The record is from the annotation of a GenBank genome assembly. Lineage: Eukaryota; Metazoa; Arthropoda; Insecta; Lepidoptera; Pieridae.
AUGCAUUUGCAGUGUGGUAUAAUUUUGUUCGUGUUAAAGUACGUUAGCGCUGCCCCAAAAUUAAGUGCCGUGUUUAAUCCAGCUUAUGAUACUGGAUAUAACGAGUAUUAUGAUCGACCCAAGUACGCUUUCAAUUACGGCGUGGCGGACCCUUCGACGGGCGAUGUGAAAUCUCAACAUGAAACAAGAGAUGGUGAUAUAGUAAAAGGUCAAUAUUCUCUAGUAGAACCGGAUGGUUCUAUACGAACGGUAGACUACACAGCUGAUCCAGUCCGAGGUUUUAACGCCCUGGUUUCGAAGAGCGGUCCCAGUGUACAUAUAGCGCCGCAGGUUCAGCGGCAACAUGUACAGCCGGUGAUACAAUAUGUGGCGAAACCUGUUGCCGUGCCGGUGCAAGUGCCUAAGCAAUUUAUUCCUCAAAUUUAUGCGUCACCGUCGCCAUUUUUGUAUCCCAAGAUUGAAACUGUUCAAUUUCCUGAGUACGACGGCUUUGAAGGCUACGAUGGACCACCACAACAAUUCUAUUAA